This is a messenger RNA of Drosophila subobscura, 3976 nucleotides long. RefSeq lists its product as uncharacterized. The record is from RefSeq and is a predicted model, not a curated record. Lineage: Eukaryota; Metazoa; Arthropoda; Insecta; Diptera; Drosophilidae.
CAAGUACAACACAACAAGACAAAACUACCCAUCGCUAAGGAAAUUCAAUUUCAGAAAUAGAUAAUAGAUAGUUGGAGUGACAAAUGUUUAAACCUUAAACACAAAUGAAAAGUGAAGCGUGGUAAAAUGUCGAAGAACAAGAACAAGAAAGAUGAAACAGCGCUUGAGUUGGACGCCAUCUUAAGUGAACCCACAACAAACUCGCAUAGGCUUGUCGCAUUCUUGCAGCGCAAGGCAGCGGAAGCCGAAAAGUCCAGGCCCCACCUCGUCUUUGGGAACGUCUCCUAUAACCUGGAUUUUGAUGUUCCGCUCGUAAAGAAGCCUCAAAAAGGUACACAGGAGAAACCAUUGAAACCUUUGCAAGAGUUGGGUGAAGCCAAUGCGAGCAGCAUUGUUGCAGCAGCGUCAGCGCCCCCCGCCUCAGACGUGCCACAGUCGCCACCCAACUUGGCAUCGCAUGAGAAUGUGCCGCCGCGUUCAGCCAGACAUUCGCCUUCACCCACCCAUCGGCGUCCUUCCACACGUAGUGGCACUGGCGGCCGUGUUCCUGGCUCUGAUAAGCUGCGUCGGCAUGCUAUUCAGAGGCGCUCGCGGAGCUGCGGGCGUCGUCAACUCUUGCAGGACUUUGAAGACGCAGCUAAUCUGACUCGGAGCUCCUCAAGCCCAUUUCCCUUUGUGCCAGAAGUAAACAGCACUCCAAACUGCUCUGACAAAGCUCCUGAGAAUCGACCAGCGGCACAGACACAGCCACAGCCACAGCCAGAGCCACAGCCAGUGGUGCGUGUGAGAAGACUUCAGAAUAAUUCCACAAGCCGUCUGCACCAAUCUGAACGGGAAUCGGCACCGGUGGAGGAUUCUUUUGUACCGGAAACACAGCCCCAGCAGUCUCAGGAGCAUGCGGAAAUGGUGCAAAAUCUAUCGAGGAGUAGCAACGUGCUAGUUAUGCCAAUGGGUGUGGCCUUUGGUCCCAAGCCCGAUGCAGCAGAGCCUUUGCCACAACCACAUUCGCCAGCAGCAUCAGCCACAGAAGCAGCAGCAGCAGCAGAAGAUGGGGCAGCAGCAACUCCAACAGUAUCUGCUGGUAGUCCGAAAUCGUGUGCUGCUGGUACUCCCGAAUCAUCAAAGUCGAAGCCAGUUUCCCAUAACAAAACACCUGAGGUUGUUGUGGACUUGGACGCAAUCCUGACCGACGAUGAGUGCGACGAACAGCCAAGCGGCUGUGCGUUGAACCUGGCGCCGGCCGGUGUUAACACCAGCAGGCAGAGUCGAAGCCGCACGCGACACAAUCGAAAGCCCAUCGAGAACAAUGACCAGGACAGUUCCAUCAAGCUGCUUGACCUUCACCGCUCCAAUGCAGCAAGCAAGACGAAGCGCAAGGGCGCCAAUGCUCCCAUCUUGAAUAAGGCGCCCUGUACCGCAAUCAAUGGUGAGGCGUUUGCCAAGGAGCUGGAGCGCAUGAGCAACCACGAGAUUCUUGAUUUGCGUAAGCGAAACUCCCUCGGCAGGGUCUAUCCGCUGAAUGGGAAAAGGAAGCACAGUGCCGAGCAGCAAAAGGCUCUGGAGCAGCAGAUUCAGUGGGAGCUGCUGCAAAGGAAUCUGGAAGUUGAAACGGAAACAGACAAAGAGCGCGAACAAAUGGAUUACAGUGAGGAGGUUAUGGCAAUGCCUCCGCCAGCACCCGUCGCCUUUAAAGACAAUUCCCAACGAGAGCGCCGCGGGCAUUCAAACGAGCGGCAGAACGUUCGCAAACGUUCCAGACGUCGAGAGGCUCCAAUGGCAGCAGAGCUGCUCAACUACAUGGAGCUCACAAAAACCAUGGAGUUGCGUCGAAAACCAUCGUGCGACUCGUCCAAACGCAGCCUUUACACCAAGGGUGACUCGUUCCGAGAAGAUGUCGACUCGGUGUCGCCGGAGAAGCAGCCAAGGCUCAGUCCAAGCCACCUUGGGCCCACUCUUGGUCGUGCCAGGAGCAAGGAAAGCCAUGUCGUUGAGGAGGACAUUUUCAUUGUACCACCGCCGCCUCGUUCACUACGAUAUUCGCAAUGUGUGCGGGAUUUCAAUGGGGUCAGGGCAGCCCCGCAGGAUUCGAACGUGGAAGACCCUCCCCUCGGCCAUUUGAAGGGGCACAAUAAUAAUUUAAACGAAAUUGCCGCCCCUCCACCAGAGUUUAAUGACAAUAAUGACAAUGAAGUGGAUGGGGCAGAUUGCUCUGCCUCGAGAAAUGCCCAAAAUCGGCUCUCCAAAUCUCCACUUCCUCCAUUUGAUGACCAGUCAGAUCGGACAGCCAAUGGGGUUAGACGGAAUAGACAGAGCAGACAGCUACCCACCCCAGCGAAAAAUAAGACAACGGACAUGCACGGGGAAGACCUGGCCAUCGUUUCAUCUUCCGUGCCAGGCUCCACUUCCGUGACAGAUGAUCAGCCCAGCACGAGUCGGGCCACACUGGACACGCUGGUACGUAGAGCCAAUGAGCCUGCGCCUGAGCCUGAGCCCGAGGCUGCUGCCAGACCCGCCGUGGAGGAGGAAGCGGUGGUGUUUAAGAAACCCAUGGCGAGGGCACCGCGUGCAAAGUCCAAGGCAAAAUCAAAGGCAAAAAGGGAGCUGGCAAACCUAAAGGUCUCUUACAUACAGGACGAGGUGGAAGUGGACCUCAAUGGGGCCGGCAAUCGGCGGUCAAAGCGUGCGCAGGUACCACUGAAGAACACUUGGUGCCAUACCAUGGAUCCCAUGAAGUUUGAAUGGUUUCGCGAAUCGGUGGAUCCCUAUGAUAAGAAAAAGCCAAACCGUCGUCGAAGCAGUCCAAUAUAUCGACACUGUCCAAAGUGUCCUUGCAAAAGGCCCCCGCUGUGCAGCAGCACGCCGAGACUUCCAGGCGAGCCCCUCCAUGCCGCUACAGAAACUGUCGAGCCUGCAGAACCUUCGGAUUGCAGUUCCCUGGGACUCGCGCCUCUGCGGUGGGAAGAUAACGAGCGAAUGGAGCAAGUGGAAAGCAGCGAUGCCCGAAAACAAACCAACAAACGUGGACGAACCAAAAAAAAAAGGGAAGAGUUUGCAGCGGCUGCCUCAAUGCCUCCUACUCCUGUCAUGGAAACACAAACUGAAACGGAGCCGCAGCCCGAUUCCGAUCCCGAUCCAACAGCACAAAUAAAUGCAAAGCAAACCAAGAAACGUGGACGAACCAAAAAAAAAAGGGAAGAGUCUGCAGCGGCUGCCUCAAUGCCUCUAACUUCUGUCAUGGAAACACAAGCUGAAACUCAGCCACAACCCGAUUCCGCUCCCGAUCCAAUAGCACCGCUAAAUGAUCCGUCACCAAGUCGCAGCAGCUCGGAUGAGCACCAGGCUGCUUGCAUGCAACUCAUGAGCUGGCUGCGAGGCCAAAGUAGCAAUCAGCCAAGCUUCAAUAUGGAAGACUGCAGCGGGAGCCGGGUGGGAAAUUCAGUCUCUGUUGCUAGUGAAUUAGUUUUCAACAACUUGGAUGACAUGGAGUACGCUUUCUACAAAACCAAGGAGAAGGCGACGCUGGGAUAUAUGCGCUUCCAGCCGCUGCAGCGUCGUAAAAAGAAACUGGUUAAGAACGUUUCCCUGAAAUUUGUUGUUUUCUUUGGACAAUUUGCCUUGGAUUGCACCGUUCCGGAUGUGGCGGAAGAUGAUCGCCGCAUAUUGAACAUCGGUGACAUGGCUGAGAUCGAGAAAGGCACCCGCUUUGGUUUUUCCAAUUUACUGAACGAAGUGAGUGUGCUGAUGUUUAUCCGCCAAUAGACUUUCACAUGUUACUUUUAAUAGAAAUAUAUAUUUUGUAAUGUAUAAUGUUAAUAAUGCGACUGUGUUGCUACCGUUUUCGAUGAAAAGUUCGCCAUGGCUUUCAUGGAAAUAUAAUUUGUAAUAAUACGGCUGACUCUGACCAAAUGCACAGCUCGAAUUCCUUUGUAUAUAAAAGCUAUUUUCAGCUUAAAAUAUAUUUAAUACUUCUUUCUCA